Messenger RNA from Schizosaccharomyces osmophilus, 2565 nucleotides. RefSeq names its product folliculin-interacting protein, BFC/FNIP-Folliculin complex subunit subunit Fnp1 (gene fnp1). The transcript is spliced from 2 exons. NCBI's taxonomy places the organism in Eukaryota, Fungi, Ascomycota, Schizosaccharomycetes, Schizosaccharomycetales, Schizosaccharomycetaceae. The coding region runs from base 1 to 2565 and encodes 854 amino acids. The record is from RefSeq and is a predicted model, not a curated record.
AUGCUUCAUUUUCUAUUUCAUUCAGGUUCAUCCUCUGGUACUAAUUCUUCCUCAAAGGAGUCCUAUGAGCUUCUACAUGGGUUGGAAAAACCCAGUCCGGAAAUCAAAGAUUUAUCGUUUCGUUUUGUUCUUGUACAAGAUAUUGGCGAUAGAAAGAAAACAAUUUUAUUUGAUUCUAAAUACUCUGAUCAUGAAGGCCACGAAACUCAGCUUAGGGAUUCAUCUCAUGCGCCUUUGACCGACUUGAUGUUUGGAGCAAUUCCAAUGUCCCAAAAAAAUACCGUUACAAAACUGCAUGUCCUGCAGUCUCCUUCUCCUGUUACUCGAGAAUACAUGCUAACUCAGCUCUUUCAGAUAAACUUGUGUGGACCGGUUGAAACACCAGGGAAUGAAAUGGCUGGGGAAGACAUUAGCUCCAACGAGCAAAGAGUGAACGAACAUACCGAAGUUAAUUUGAACACUUCGACAAUCAAAACCCAGGAUUCAACACAAAGCGAUGGAGAAACCGCGAAACCUAGGUUGGAUGACCGGAUGGAUGAAAGGCGUUCUGUACCAUCAGAAACAGACGAGAAGAGAGUAAGAAAGGAAUCAAAACAUUCUCCAAAAAGGAAGAACAACCUAACAACUGCUUCUUCAUCUUCAUUGUUGCACGAUCAAAUGGAAAAGCUUUUAAGCAUUCAACCUUCACAUAAAGAAAGACCUCGACCCUCGCGUCUAAUUUCUUAUAGUCCCAGAUCAAGUUCGCCUAUCAGGAUUUCUCAUUCAAGCGGUUCUGUGCCGGAUACGCUAUCUAAUUCUAACCCGCUUUUAGGGACAAGGAAAUUGAAUGGUUCUUCUUAUUCCUUUAGUAAAGAAACAGGGAAUUUAAUGGAGAAUAUGCGUCGUCGUCGGAAAAAUAGACCUCCUCCUAUUAACCUUUCUACGUCUAGCUUGAAUGGAGCCGGCGGUACGUUAUCACCAUUCUUGUUUUCUGAAACUCGGACCCGGCCUUCAACCUAUGCGUUAGCCCUGAUCGUAACUGUACCAGUUACAUUUGAAAGCACAGUUCAUCCUCUUACUUUUUACUGGUCCUUAUUUUCGAAUGCUACAAAAAACUUGAAGACAGAUAUAGACAAUCAUAUUCGGGAGCUUUUAUGCGUUUCGCUGUCCAAUUCUUCGAACUGUAAUGAAAACGCAAUUCCUCUUAUACAAUCCACUUCUUCAAAAGUCGGUUUUGGCUCUUAUUCACUUCAAAAAGAUGCAUUUACUAUCACGAAAAUUCAACAGUGUUUGCGAAUUAUAAAAGCUGGUGUAUCAGCACCGUUAAUACAACCUUCGGUAUUCUCGAAUCAUAUUUGGAUGGAGAAUAUCAAGAUCUUAGAAGAUUCUUGCAGAAAUGAAAAACAAAAAAAGUUUAUUUUUUCACUACUCACCCUUGCUAUGAAAAUGAGCCGACUAAAGAAAACGGAAAAAACACCAUGUAAAAUUAUGAUCCAGUCUUCCCGUGCUCCUAUUGCUAGACGCUUUUUGUAUAUUUUAGCUCCACUCCUACGCCCGUCAUUAGCUACUUCAUCUGCUGAUAUGUUAGAGCCAAAUCUACUUUUCCCUUCUUCUGGGAUGCUUUCAUCUCAAAGCAUGCCGACUACUCCAAAUUAUUCUUCAAAUAAUACUAGAGAUGCUUAUUCCUCGUCGAGUGUGUCGAAUUCGUCUCAAGCUAUCGAUAUUCGAUCUAGCAAGCCAUCAAACCACAACGUCGGCCGCAAGUCGUCAUUACGCAAUUAUUUAGGUAGCUCUUGGCGGCUUAAGUUUAUGCGUAGUAGUUAUCAAAGUUCACCAACUGGCCCGGAUAGUUCAGGCGUUGUUUCGAACUCUAGUUCCAAACAACCAGAACAGCAGCACUCUUUUGGAAGUUUUUCUCCAAGUUCUUCUGACUUCAUUUUUGGUUCAAAUAGUUGUCCAGGUCUGGAAUAUUUGGAUAAUUUCAAUGCUAAUAAAGAAGCCUUGAAAGGUUUACCCAAAACUAGACUUGUACCUAACGGAUUGCUUCAGGUUGACCUACCUAUGAUUGACACUAAUUGUGAUUCUACAAGAACACGCCUACCAAAAUUGGGGCCUUCAGUAUUCCAGGCGGGUUUUUUGACUUACUUGCAUCCUUGUUUUGAUUUACAAGCGGCACCGCUGGACGCUUACAUUAUUCCAAACAGAGAAGAGUUUUUUGCAAGUACAUUGACAAGCAUGCUGGAGACUAAUCUGACACCUAAAAAGGAAAAUGAUACCAAUUUGUAUUCAAGAAUUGCUGUUGCGAAUAUUGACGAGUGUAAUAUACAAUGCUAUGAGCUCUGUGAAGUCCCUGUUAUGGAUGAGUGUCCUACUCAAGAUAAUGAGGACUUUACUCCAAAACUAAACUGCGAUAUUUUUCGUGAAACAAUAAUGACUUCCUUCAACGUUAACCAUGGUUGUUUUUAUUCUCUCAAACGUUCUUACCUCUUGUAUGACUACAGUUAUGUGGAUGAUGAAUUUGUUAAUAUAGCGUUGGCUGGUAAACUAGAAAGUGUUUUUGACUAUAUAAAUAAGUCGUAUGUUUAA